CGAGGGGGAGACGUCAUGCAGGUUAAAUUGUACACAAAGCAUGGAACCCUGAAAUAUCAAACAGACUGUGCUCCAAAUAAUGGUUACUUCAUGAUUCCUCUAUAUGAUAAGGGGGAUUUUGUCCUUAAAAUUGAGCCUCCCCUAGGGUGGAGUUUUGAGCCAACAAGUGUGGACAUCCAUGUGGAUGGCAUCAAUGACAUUUGCACCAAAGGAGGUGAUAUCAAUUUUGUCUUUACAGGAUUCUCUGUAAAUGGGAAGGUUCUCAGCAAAGGUCAAACACUGGGCCCUGCUGGAGUUCUUGUUGCACUGAGGAAUCCUGGUUCAGGAGUGAAUAUGCAGGCUACAAUCACUCAAUCUGGAGGAAAGUAUGCUUUUUUUAAAGUGCUUCCUGGAGAAUAUGAAAUCUUUGCUUCUCAUUCUACUUGGAUUCUGGAAGAGGCCAAGACAACUGUGCGGGUGACCACCUCCAAUGCUUAUGCCUCUGGUCCUCUGAUUGUGGCAGGUUACAACGUGUCAGGGUCUGUUCGAAGCGAUGGAGAGCCCAUGAAAGGCGUUAUGUUCCUCCUUUUCUCCCCUUCAGUGACCAAGGAGGACAUUUUGGGCUGCAACACCUCACCUGUGGAGGGUUUUUCUGCAAGGGACAAUUCUCUUGUCUAUCUCUGCAAUGUCAUCUCCAAAGAAGAUGGGUCUUUCACUUUCCUGUCUUUGCCGAGUGGAAAGUACACUGUGGUACCCUUUUACAGAGGAGAGAGGAUUACAUUUGAUGUUGCUCCAUCUAGAUUGGAUUUCACAGUAGAGCAUGACAGUUUGAAAAUUGAGCCUAUCUUCCAUGUCAUGGGCUUCUCAGUCACUGGUCGGGUUUUAAACAGUCCUGAAGGCGAAGGGGUUGCUGAUGCUCUGGUGAUGCUGAACAGCCAGAUUAAAGUUACCACAAAGCCUGAUGGUUCUUUCCGCCUUGAAAAUAUCACCACUGGCACAUACACCAUUCAAGCACAGAAGGAACAUCUGUUCUUUGACACCAUUACAGUGAAAAUUGCCCCAAAUACUCCCCAGCUGGCUGACAUAAUAGCAACAGAGUUCAGUGUCUGUGGACAGAUACUGGUAACCCGCUUUCCUGAAUCAGUCAAGCAGACCAACAAAUACAAGGUAACCCUCUGGCCUCAGGAGAGGGAUAAAGCAGUCUUGGUUACUACAGAGACUGACACCCGUGGGGCGUUCUGCUUCAAGGCCAAGUCAGGUGCCUAUGUCAUCCAGGCUAUUGUUCCUGAGGCAGAAGCCAGAGCAGGUCUUGCUUUGAAGCCCAAAACAUUUCCUGUGACUGUAGCCUCCAAGCCAGUGCUCGAUGUGAUGUUUUCCCAAUUCCUGGCCUCUGUUUCAGGGAAAAUCACCUGCUUGGAUGCUUGUGGUGAAUUGUCUGUCACUCUUCAGUCUGUGACACGUCAGGGUGAAAAACGCAGCCUCCAACUUGCAUCGAAAUCCAACUCAUUGACUUUCAUUUUUGAAAAUGUGCUUCCAGGCAAAUACAAAAUGAGUAUUAUCCGCGAAGACUGGUGCUGGAGGAAUAAAUCUUUGGAACUUGAGGUUUUGGAAGAAGAUGUCUCUGGGGCUGAGUUUCGCCAAACAGGAUAUAUGCUGCGAUGCUCUCUUUCCCAUGCCAUCACUUUGGAGUUCUAUCAGGAUGGAAAUGGUCCAGAAAAUGUUGGAAUUUACAAUCUAUCCAAAGGAGUGAACAGAUUCUGUCUCUCAAAGCCUGGUCUGUAUGAAGUAACGCCCCGUUCCUGUCACCGUUUUGAACAUGAGUACUACACCUAUGACACGUCUGCUCCCAGUAUCUUGACACUGACUGCAAUUCGACACCAUGUCCUUGGAACUAUAACAGCAGAUAAAUUGAUGGAUGUGAUGGUCACCAUUAAAUCCUCAAUUGACAGUGAACCUGACUUGGUUCUUGGCCCACUGAAAUCCCAGCAAGAGCAGCGUCGGGAGCAGCAGCUGGCUGAAAUCGAGGCCCGUAGGCAGGAGAGGGAAAAGAAGGGUGUAGAGGAAGAAGGGUCUGAGCCCCCCGUGCAGGAAAUGGUGGAGGAACUACAAGGGCCAUUUCACUACGAGUUCUCAUACUGGGCAAGGUCUGGGGAGAAGAUCACAGUAACACCAUCCUCAAAAGAGCUCCUUUUCUAUCCCCCUUCAGUAGAAACAGUCAUCAAUGGAGAAAGCUGUCCUGGGAAGCUGAUAGAAAUCCAUGGAAAGGCGGGUUUAUUCCUGGAAGGAACAAUUCAUCCUGAAUUGGAGGGCGUUGAGAUAAUCAUUAAUGAAAAGGGAGCACCAUCUCCUCUUAUCACGGUUUUCACUGAUGACAAAGGUUCCUAUAGUGUGGGGCCACUGCACAGUGACCUAGAAUAUACGAUUACUGCUCAAAAAGAAGGUUUUGUCUUGAGUGCUGUGGAAGGGACAGUUGGAGAUUUUAAAGCCUUUGCUCUUGCCGGAGUCACCUUUGAGAUCCAAUCUGAAGAUGACCACCCUCUUGCUGGGGUCCUCCUGUCCCUGAGUGGGGGAGUGUUCCGCUCAAACCUCCUGACUCAAGACAAUGGCAUGCUGACUUUUUCUAAUCUGAGUCCUGGCCAGUACUACUUUAAGCCUAUGAUGAAGGAAUUCCGUUUCGAACCCUCAUCUCAGAUGAUUGAAGUGCAGGAAGGACAAAAUCUGAAAAUAACCAUUGUUGGUUACAGGACAGCAUACAGCUGUUACGGAACUGUUUCUUCUUUGAAUGGAGAACCUGAACAAGGGGUUUCAGUGGAAGCCAUUGGGCAGGGAGAAUGCAACAUGUAUGGAGAAGACACUGUAACCGAUGAAGAGGGCAAGUUCAGGCUGCGAGGGCUGCUGCCUACUUGUGUAUAUCAUAUCCAGCUGAAAACUGAAGGCAACGAUCAUAUUGAAAGAGCCCUUCCACAGUAUUCUGCAAUUGAGGUUGGCAACAGUGACAUUGAGAAUGUGAAUAUUAUUGCUUUCCGUCAAAUUAACCAGUUUGAUCUAAGUGGAAAUGUGAUCACUUCCUCUGAGCAUCUCCCAACCUUAUGGGUGAAGCUUUACAAGAGUGAAAACCUCGACAAUCCAGUUCAUACAGUCUCCUUGGGACAGUCUUUAUUUUUCCACUUUCCACCACUGCUCCGGGAUGGAGAGAAUUAUGUGGUGCUUUUGGACUCAACACUCUCCAGAUCUCAGUAUGAUUAUACCCUUCCUCAAGUUUCUUUUACCACAGUUGGGUACCAUAAACACAUCACAUUGGUUUUCAGUCCAACGAGAAAGCUGCCUGAGCAGGAUAUUGCCCAGGGCUCUUACAUUGCCUUGCCAUUGACACUGCUUCUCCUUUUGGCUGGUUACAACCAUGAUAAGUUGAUUCCUUUGCUGCUCCAGCUAACCAGUCGCCUACAAGGAAUGUGUGCACUCGGGCAGACAGGUUCUGACACAGGUGGCCUCGAGGAUGUGAAGAGGCAAGCCAAGAAACAGAAGAUGAGGCGGACGUGAGGCAAAAGAGUAGAACUCACAUCAGCUUCGUUCUGGGGUUUCUGACUGGCAUAGCUGCUAAAAGGGACUGAAUCUGGGACUGAUUGAAGACCUCUGUGUUCUUUUACACCCUGGGCCUAAAAAAAUCCAUCAUCUGUAUGAAUUUUACAUGGAGUUGACAGAAUACCACAAUGUAUAAAAAAACAAAAAAACACAACUGGUUCUUGACACUGAAAACUGUUUCUAUGCUUUAAAAAAGAAUUGUUGGCAGAAUAUUUUCUUGGAGGAAAUAAAUUACUGUAUAUUUUUGUUCACUUAAGAUCUGUGUCAACAAUGACCAAUAAAAUUUGAUUUUGCCUCCCG
Pogona vitticeps (central bearded dragon) is the source of this 3861-nucleotide messenger RNA. NCBI's taxonomy places the organism in Eukaryota, Metazoa, Chordata, Lepidosauria, Squamata, Agamidae. The record is from RefSeq and is a predicted model, not a curated record.